GGAAGUACACGUCGUGUUUUUCCAUAGGAGAUCCAUGUUUCCUUUGCUGGUACACACUGAGAAAAGGAAGCAAGCAACAGAUGUAUGCUGUUGUCUGCAGAUGUCCUUUAGAUGCCUGAAGCAUAAGAGGAAGAGCCUUCAGCUGUUGGAUUUUCUUUGAGCUGCCAAGUUCAUUUUGCGGAGCUAACUGGACUAAAGAAGCCAUUACGGACCACCAGCACAGCAGCAGCAGAGGAAAUGGCUGCUAGAGACCCUCUUUCAGAAGAAGAGCUUUCAUGUCCUGUGUGCUAUGACAUCUUCAGGGAUCCUGUUGUUCUGUCGUGCAGCCACAGUGUGUGUAAAACCUGCCUGCAGCAGUUCUGGGCCACUAAGAGGUCUCGACAAUGUCCAAUUUGUAGAAGAAAAUGCCCCUUAAAAUCUGAGCCCCCCUGUAACCUCGUACUGAAGAACGUGUGUGAGGCUUUUCUAGAGAGCAGGAGGCAGAGAUCUUCAGCAGGGUCUGAGGGGCUCUGUGUUCUGCACAAUGAGAAACUCAAACUCUUCUGUCUGGAUGAUCAGCAGCUCAUGUGUGUGGUGUGUCAGGCCUCACAAAUCCAUAGAAAUCACAGCUGCUGUCCAACAGAUGAAGCUGUGCACACUUUCAAGACAGAACUCCAGACCACGUUAGAGUCUCUACAAGAGAAACUGAAACUCUUUGAGGAAACGAGACAAGACUAUGACCAAACAGCCGCCCACAUUAAGACGCAGGCCCAGCACACAGAGAGGCAGAUAAAGGAGGAGUUUGAGAAGCUUCACCAGUUUCUAAGAGAUGAAGAAGCAGCAAGGAUAGCUGCACUGAAGAAGGAAGAGGAGCAGAAGAGUCAGAUGAUGAGGAGGAAGAUUGAGGAGAUGAAUAGAGAAAUCUCAGCUCUUUCAGACACGAUCAGGAACAUAGAGAAGGAGAAGGAGGCUGAGGACAUUCCGUUCUUACAGAAAGUCCAGUCGACAAUGACUCAAGUCAAGAGCACGCCAGAGGAUCCUCAGAAGACACCAGGAGCUCUGAUCAAUGUUGCACAAUGCAUUUCCAACCUGAAGUUCAGAGUGUGGAAGAACAUGCAGGAGAUUCUCCAGUACACCCCUGUUACUCUGGACCCCAACACUGCACAUCAAGCCCUCCACCUGUCUGAUGAUCUCACUGCUGUAGUGAGCAGAAAUGAGGAAUUAAUGCUUCCUAAUAAUACCGAGAGAUUUGAUUGGUGCAAGUGUGUUUUGGGCUCUGAGGGGUUUAACUCGGGCACUCGCUGCUGGGACGUCCAGGUUGGAGAUACCGCUCGCUGGGAAGUGGGAGUGAUAGCAGAGUCUAUUCUGAGAAAGGGAGGAUCUCUCUGGGGUGGUGUGUGGGCUCUGGGCUUUAACAGCACUGAUAAAUACUGGGUACGCUGUCCAGGCCAGCCACUCCAGUUCCUCAAAACAAAAGAGAAGCUGCAGAGGGUCCGAGUGCAGCUGGACUGGGACAGGGGGAAAGUGACCUUCACUGAUCUUCUAACCAGCACACACCUGCACACUAUAACACACACUUUCACCGAGAGAGUUUUACCGUUAUUCCGAAACUGGAGUGUUCACUAUGCGCUCAAAAUCUUACCACUGAGGUCGUCCGUAACAGUGGAACAGCACAGAUGAAGACCAUGUCAAUAGGAAUCCGGUCAGAAUACUGUUGUUUAUAUGUGCAGUAAUGUGACGGUUUGAAUCACACUGUGUAGAAACAUCAGUGGUCAAAUGAAUCUAAAACACGCUUACAGAUGAGCUUCCUGAGGCCUCUUUUAAAUCAUCACGGAUAAUGGAUUAUCCACCAGGCCUAUUCAACUGAUCCUCUGAGCCCAAAGAGCCUUGAUGGAUUAUGAACCAGUCCUCUGGGACUCUGAGCCACUCAGUCACUCAUUUUAUUUGACUGAAAAUUCUCCACAAGAGGGCGAUAAUAGCCAUCAUAAUAGCUUCUGAUGCUUAUUGCGUGGAGCUUUGCUUCAGUGACUUUGAGUCAAUGUUAUUAAAGGAGCAAACAGGCAAAACAGAAGAAAACUUGCAAAGUUCAGUCUCGGAACCGUGGACUGACCACCCCAGAGCCCAGAACUUAACAUUAGUUUGAGAUUUCUUGGAUUGUAAGAAACAGAAAAUGAAGAUCCUCUGAGCCCAAAGAGCCUUGAGCUGUGUAUUUUUAUGAGAUGUGUACCUCAUGGACCUGGCCUGGAACUCAAUUCCUCACUCACUCCGUCACUGAUUUUAUUACACAUUCUCCACAAGGGGGCGACAUUAGCUGUCACAAUAGCUUUGGAUGCUUAUUGAGUGGACCUUUGCAUCAGUUACAGAGGGUCAGUGUUAUUAAUGGAGAAAACAGACAAAACGAAAGAAAUUAGCGAACAAAACUUUUUUUUGAGAACAGCUGCUGUUCUCAGGACAAUGGACUGACCACCCCAGAGCCCAGGACUCAACUUUACAUUAAGAUUGCUUGUUAUUAUUUUUGUACUGCAUAAUUUUGUUAUUAUGUAUUAGAUUAUGUAGAACUUUCCUUUUAUUAAUGACAAUUAAGUCAUUAAAAAACCUCACUGUUGCUUUUUGUCAUACAUGUAUUUAUAAUGAAAUAUAAAAAUCAGUAUCAAUAUAAAAUCAGUUAUACAGACUGAUGUCAAGAUGGAUAAAAAUCAUGUAUAGUACACAGAGUGAUUCAAAAAGAUUCAUCUGAUUUCAACCUGAUGUAUUUCCCUUACAUUACUCAUUACAGAACAAUGCAAUAAAUUGUAAAUGGUUUACAUGA
Molecule: messenger RNA, 2788 nt
Organism: Pygocentrus nattereri (red-bellied piranha)
Lineage: Eukaryota; Metazoa; Chordata; Actinopteri; Characiformes; Serrasalmidae
Product: tripartite motif-containing protein 35-like
Exons: 6
Coding region: 238-1659 (473 amino acids)
Molecular function (GO): zinc ion binding
Source: RefSeq, a predicted model, not a curated record